AUGCGCUACAGAAUGGGAGCGGCAGGCCUUCUGCGUCUGCGCGACGAAAACCCAUCUUCUCGCUCCUCCUCAGCACGUGGCCCUCGCUCCAAACUCUUCAUGACCUCCAAUGGUGGCGCCUUCAUGCCCAUUCCAGGAGAGCCGCCUGGCUACCAGCAAACACAGCUGCCGGCGCACCUGAGCUGGAGGCUGCUCUUCCUGCGGCGCCCGCUCUACCGCAACCUGCUGCGCUCGCCCAACCCCGAAGGCAUCAACAUUUAUGAGCCCGCCCCUCACAUUGGCCCUACCUGGCAACCCCUGGAGGCUCUCGGCAAUUUCAAAGGGUGGUUCAUUAAAACGGAGCAACUGCAGCAGGACCUCAGCUGGAUGGUGAAGCAACAGUGCGUGGACCUCCUGGCGGAGGGCCUAUGGGAGGAGCUGAUGGACGAUGAGCAGCCGGACAUCACUGUCAUGGACUGGUUCGAGGACAGUCGCCUGGACACCUGUGUCUAUGAGCUGCACGUCUGGCUGCUGGCUGCUGACCGCCGCAGCGUCAUCGCCCAACACCACGCGGCCCCCCGAGUCUCCCGGAGAGGCUGUCCCGGAUGCUGGGUCCAGGUGUCCCACGUAUUCCGCCGUUACGGUUCCGGCGUGCGCUUCAUCCACUUCAUGCACAAGACCAAGAACCGGAUGGAGGCUGGCGGGCUGCGAAGGACCAGGGUGACCGACUCAUCCGUGUCCGUGCAGCUGAGGGAGUGA
Molecule: messenger RNA, 738 nt
Organism: Echinops telfairi (small Madagascar hedgehog)
Lineage: Eukaryota; Metazoa; Chordata; Mammalia; Afrosoricida; Tenrecidae
Gene: NCCRP1
Product: NCCRP1, F-box associated domain containing
Exons: 8
Coding region: 1-738 (245 amino acids)
Biological process (GO): glycoprotein catabolic process; SCF-dependent proteasomal ubiquitin-dependent protein catabolic process
Cellular component (GO): SCF ubiquitin ligase complex; cytoplasm
Molecular function (GO): ubiquitin protein ligase activity
Source: RefSeq, a predicted model, not a curated record